Messenger RNA from Priceomyces carsonii, 2409 nucleotides. Its product is annotated as histone demethylase. Gene Ontology annotation, molecular function: histone H3K4me/H3K4me2/H3K4me3 demethylase activity; DNA binding. Gene Ontology annotation, cellular component: nucleus; chromatin. The coding region runs from base 1 to 2409 and encodes 802 amino acids. The record is from RefSeq and is a predicted model, not a curated record. Gene Ontology annotation, biological process: regulation of DNA-templated transcription; chromatin remodeling. The transcript has a single exon. Lineage: Eukaryota; Fungi; Ascomycota; Pichiomycetes; Serinales; Debaryomycetaceae.
AUGGGGUUUGAUAAGACUCGCCUCACUCCAUGUCCAGUACUACACCUUUCAGAUCAUGAUAUGAAGGAUCCUAUUGGGUACUUAUCGAGACCGGACAUUGCUAAAUUGGGUUCAGAAUAUGGAAUAGUAAAGCUAGUUCCACCUACGACUUGGAGACCUAGAUUUCUGUUAUCUGAUCAUUUUAGAUUCCACACGAGACUUCAGAAGUUGAGUGACCUUGGUUUGACAACCAGAAGUAGAAACUUCUUCAGAGACAAUAUAAAUCGGUUUUUAAAGAUGCGUAGGCGGAGACAACUCAAAUUAUAUUUCAAGGUUGAUUUGAACACUGAUGUAUUCAAAAACGUAAAAGUUCACUAUUACGACCUCUACGUUGCGGUUGAAAAUAUAGGGGGAAUUGAUAAAAUGGAUGAAGGGAAGUGGGAACAAUUAAAUAAUUCUUUUGGUAUUCCGAAGAAAGAUAUGAAGUUGAAGGAGGAAUACGACACCAAUUUAAAAGAAUAUGUGAAGUUUUUGGAUGAAAGUAAUCACCAAAACUAUGAGUUUCCUGAUAGUGACUCUGAGGAUGAGUCCGGGCACUGUUUAAUAUGCGGGAGGCUGAACCAUCCGUCUCAAACUCUUCUCUGUGAUAACUGUGAUAACGCUUAUCAUCUAUCAUGCCUUCUGCCUCCUUUGGAAUAUGUACCUCUGGGAAGCUGGUUUUGCGAUAAGUGUUUGAUAGGAACAGGUGAAUAUGGCUUUGAAGAAGCAGUCGAUAUUAAGUAUACUUUGCCAGAGUUCCUAAACAUAUGCUUAGAUUUCGAACAAGGUUAUAUAAGAGACUCUAACUAUGGACAACCGAUGGAUUUGAACGAGAUAGAAAGAAAGUUUUGGAAGCUAGUAGAUACUCAGAAUUCUGACUUAGAAGUGAAAUACGGGGCCGAUAUUCAUAAUUUGCGUCCCGGUGAAAUAAGUGGAUUUCCUAUGUCUAAUUCUCCCAAUUUGUCUUUGGAUGACCCUGAUAUUCAAUCAUACAUAAACCAUCCAUGUAAUUUGACUAAAUUACCAUUUGCAAAGGGUUCACUAUUGAAUUACAUCAACACAACAAUAUCUGGAAUGACAAUUCCAUGGAUUUAUAUUGGAUCUUUGUUCUCGACGUUCUGUUGGCACGUCGAAGACCACUACACAUUGUCUGCAAAUUAUUGUCAUUUUGGUGCCACAAAAAAAUGGUAUGGCAUUCCGUCUUAUGAUGCUGAUAAAUUCGAAAAGUUGAUGAAAGAGUCGGCUCCAAAUUUAUUUAAGAAACAACCAGAUUUAUUGCAUCAGUUGGUGACAUUAUUAUCACCCAUGACACUAGUUGAUAAUGGAAUACGAUGUGUUUAUGCAGAUCAAAAUCCAAAUGAAUUUGUAAUAACGUACCCUCGUGUUUAUCACGCUGGGUUCAACAGUGGUUUUAAUUUCAAUGAAGCAGUGAACUUUGCAAUGAGCAAUUGGUUAGAGUUCGGAGAAAAAUCAAUUUAUGACUACAAAUUAAUUAAGAAAGAAAGUGUUUUCGAUCAUUACAGCUUAGUGGAAAACAUCUUGAAGGAUUUCAACAGAAAGCAAGGAUACAUCAGCGCAACUGAAUUAAGUCUCGUCAAGAGAAGUAUUGAUAGCUUUGAGAGAUUUAUAGAAAGGCAAAGCACGUUUCUCUCCAAACUUGAUAAAUCUAGGUUUUCUGUUGUCUUUAAACCAAAGCAAAUCAAGGAGAGGAAAUUCGAAGAUGAAAAAAUUGGCGUAUUUGAGAAAGACGAUGACGAAGAUGAAGAAGAUUUAUGUGAUUUGUGUCGCACAUAUAUUUCAUAUCAAUAUUGUUUGAUCAACAAUGAGUCGAGAAACUUCGGCCUCGACCCACCAGUCAUCGUUAAAAAAGAGACCCCGAGGGAACCUUCCCGGAUGAGUAUUAGUCAACUUUUGACUCCAGAGACAUCGCCAUAUGAUCCUACUGGUCACCAGACGGAGAAUCUCAAGUCAAUACCGACCUCCCGUGGUUCAAAUAACCUUGCUCUUUUAACACAAAAGUCGUUAAGUGAGAUGGAAGAGUACGAGAAGCUCAUUAAUGCAGCCAAACGAGCUGCAUCUGAUGAACCCGAGCAGGAUGAAAGCCAUAUGACAAAACGCAAGUCAAGAAGAAUCGUCAAGAUGCAAUCGGCUCUGGCUACCUCAAAUUCUGCUCCUAGCAAAAUGAAAGCCGUGCAAAUUUCUUCGAGGUUGAGGCAACUUAAUCAAAAAGCUACUAUCAAGUUAUGCUUAGAAUGUUGCGUUGACUAUCACUUUGGCAAGAAACUGCAUGAAGUUCCAGAGGGCUCAACAUUGUUGUAUCAAUCGUACCCGUCGCUGAUGAGAGACCUUUUGAAUAAAUCAAAGCGAAACCUCCUUGAUAUCACUACAUAG